GUCGUGAAGCUCUGCUCUCUUCAAUUCGCAAUACCCCGGUAACAGCUGGUUCAUCAAGCAAGCUCCCCAUCCAGCCUCAUCUUCGCGCUUUCAACUCAAUCGAUCGAUUCCCAAGCGGACAACAAUCACAAUGGCCGACGAGGUUCACGUCGCUCCCAAUGAGAAGGAGACCAACGGUGUCGAGCAGACGACGACUCCCCGCCACGGCCACGGAUUCAGACACAGCCACCAUGGCGACUUCAGCGAGAUGACCCUCGGCCAGUAUGCUCAGGCUUUUGGUGGUGCUCUUCAGCCCGGUGCUUGGAGGCCAUACGAACACCGCAAGCUCGCCAACCCUGCCCCUCUGGGUCUUUCUGCCUUCGCCUUGACCACGUUUGUCCUGUCCGCCAUUAACAUGCACACUCGGGGCGUCUCCGAGCCCAACGUCGUUGUCUCCCUCGCCUUUGGCUAUGGCGGUCUUGUCCAAUUGCUUGCUGGCAUGUGGGAGAUUGCUGCCGGUAACACCUUUGGUGCCACCGCCCUGAGCUCUUACGGCGGCUUCUGGAUCUCGUACGGUAUCCUCUUGACCCCCGAAUGGGGCAUCACGGCUCCCGAUGGCCCUUACAAGGGCGAUGUUGCCAGCGUGCUGGGCUUCUUCCUGACUGGCUGGUUCAUCUUCACCACCGUCCUUCUUCUCUGCACUCUGCGAUCCACCCUUGCCUUCUUCCUCCUCUUCUUCUUCCUCGACCUGGCCUUCCUCAUGCUCUCUUGCUCCGAGUACGCCGCCGAUCUGGGCAACGCCGACGCUUCCCUCGGCCUGCAGAAGGCCGGUGGUCUGUUCGGUUUCUUGGCCGCCUUCUUGGCCUGGUACAACGCCCUGGCCGGUAUCCAGGACAGCAGCAACUCCUUCUUCCAGGUCCCCGUCAUCCACUUCCCCUGGUCUGAGCAGGCUCGUCAGCGCCGUGCCAGCAAGUCUGAGCGCGCUCAGGCGUAAAUUGCCGUCAAGGACAAGUGAUGCGUUGUGCUUGCUUGGUUGCGUAUGAGCGACGUUGGAGCGUGGAAUGAUACCUGAGUGAAGCGAAGUCGUGGUUCCCGGCCGGCUGGGCUGCGAGCAGGAACCAACAACCAAUAACCAAUAACUGGGCGUGUCUUUUAUCUGUUUCUCCUUUUUUGAUUCCCAAACGUACUGCGAUGUAAUACAGGAAGCGGCUACCCAGCUGCUGAUAUACCUAUUAAUGAAAA
Molecule: messenger RNA, 1221 nt
Organism: Trichoderma citrinoviride
Lineage: Eukaryota; Fungi; Ascomycota; Sordariomycetes; Hypocreales; Hypocreaceae
Exons: 3
Coding region: 131-973 (280 amino acids)
Cellular component (GO): plasma membrane
Molecular function (GO): acetate transmembrane transporter activity
Source: RefSeq, a predicted model, not a curated record